This is a messenger RNA of Knipowitschia caucasica, 3957 nucleotides long. The record is from the annotation of a GenBank genome assembly. NCBI's taxonomy places the organism in Eukaryota, Metazoa, Chordata, Actinopteri, Gobiiformes, Gobiidae.
AUGAAGGACAAACAGAAGCGAAAGAAGGAACGCACCUGGGCCGAGGCUGCACGACUGGUCCUGGAGAACUUCUCUGAUGCCCCCAUGACACCGAAACAGAUCCUCCACGUGAUCCAGACCAAAGGGCUCAAGGAGAUGAGUGGCACCGCUCCUCUGGCCUGCCUCGUCACUAUGCUGCACUCGCAGGUGAGAGGGGACCGCGUGAAGAACAGCAUCUUCUUCAAGCUGCCUGGACGUAUGAGCCUGUUCACACUGAAGAAAAACGCGGUGCAGUGGACCAAGAUGGUGGAGGAGGCAGAGGUGCAGGCUGAGGGGGGCAGCUCCAGCAGCAGCCCCCAUGAAGCGAGUUCCACCGUGAGCCCCUCAGAUGCCACAGAGCAGGAGAGCUGUGACUCCACUGAGACCACUGCAGCGGCAAGCGGAGACAAUGAUGCGUCUGUGGACGAGAGCUCCUCCAGUCCCCUUUGCUCUACUGAGACCCCAGCCCCAGUCACUCCUCCGGUUAGUCACCCCCAAACCCGCCUAAGCAGAGCAUCUCAGAGACCAGAGGCUCAGCGCCAGCCUACCCCCCACGCACAAACUAGGCUGAGCCGUUCCAGACAGUCAGGUCGGCAGAGAAAGAAGGCCGUCAUGAUGCCCCGGGUGGUCCUCACACCGCUCAAGGUCAACGGAGAGCAUGUGUCCUCAGGCCCCAUGAAGAGCCGCCGAGGAGGCGUGGAUGUGGACUUUGAGACUCCAGGCUCCAUCUUGGUCAACACCAACAUCAGAGCUCUGAUCAACGUCAGGACUUUCUCUGCCUUCCCCGCACACUCCCAGCAACAGCUGCUACAGCUGCUGCCCGAGGUGGACCGGCAGAUGGGUGCUGAUGGAAUGACCAGGCUGAGUAGUUCUGCUCUGAACAAUGAGUUCUUCACCCAUGCCUCACAGAGCUGGAAGGAGCGCUUGGCUGAAGGGGAGUUUACUCAUGAGAUGCAGGCACGCUUCCGGCAAGAAAUGGAAAAGGAGAAAAAAGUGGAGGCCUGGAAAGAGAAGUUUUUUGAAGAAUACCAUGGACAAAAACUGGGCCUGACGCACGAGGAGUCGCUGCAGCUCACCAGAGCAGACAGCACUGAGGUGACUGCUGCAGUGCUGGACGAGGGUGUUACCGUUGCAACCGCCCCUCAGAAGAGGCGCAGCGUGGGCAGGAGGCGGCGAGACGGGCGCAUGAGGAGACGUGCCCGAGCAGACCUGAGGCGGCGUGCCCGUAGGCCCCUCUGCAAGACCACCUCUGCCCCGCCCCCCACAGAUACUCCGGCUGCUCCCGAGGCCUGUCUGGAGGAGUCACAGCCGGUGCCAGUCCCAGACAGUGUGGUGCUGACCGAGCCCGUCACAGAGCAGCCCACAGAAACUACUCCUGUGGAAGCGGAGCCAGAGCAGCCAGCAGAGCCCCUGGAGGCCUUGGAGCCCCUGGAGAAAGAGACAAAGGAACCAGAAGAGCCCGAGUGCCCAGAGGAGUCUGAGGAACCAGAAGAGUCCGAGGAACCAGAGGAGUGUGAGGAACCCGAGGAGUCUGCCCUGCCAGAGCCCCAGCCUCCCUCCAGUCCCAGCCCCAGCCCCAGCCCUGCCUCUACAAGUGCCAACGAGGAGGCCGAGGUGCCCCCCAGCCUGUGUGUGGAGGAACCCACCGCAGCUUCCACCUCGUCUUUGUCCUCCUCCUCGUCCUCAUCCUCGUCAUCCUCCUCUUCCCCGUCCUCCCCCUGCUCCCCCUCAGAGCCCCAGGCCUUCAGGGCAGGCCUGGACUCUUCCUCCUCAGCCUCCAGUGGGGCAGUGGUGGCCGAUCCCCUGGACGACACAGCUUCUAUCGUCACCUCUGUCACUGGCACGGCCACCAGCAGUCGAGAGAGCAGCCCGUCAGCCAGCCCCACCCCCACCCCCACCCCCACCUCCCAUGGCAAGGAGCAGAAGAGGAGGCCGGACAGCCAGGACCACCGCAGCUUCCCCGAGAAGAGACCCCGGCUCAAUGACCAGCAGUCCUUUCGUACCACAAUCCCCAGUGUGUGCACCGAGAAACCACAGCCAACUACAGAGGAGCCCAGGGUGCCGCCUAUCCGGAUUCAACUGUCCAGGAUCAAACCUCCCUGGGUCAAAGGCCAUCCCACCUAUCAGAUCUGCCCCCGGAUCGUGCCCCCCGGCCAGGGCUCGCAGCGGUCGGGGACGGGGGGCGCGAGAACACUGGCAGACAUCAAGGCCCGUGCCCAGCAGGCACGUGCCCAGCGCGAGGCCGCUGCUGCUGUUGCGGCCUCUGCCGAAGGACCCUCAGCGGGCACGCUCGGGCUGCAACAUAGCCCUGGGCUACACAAUAGUAACAGCAGAGACUCAGAAGGACUCACAGCUACAGGCUCUGAUCCACCUGGAACACAACUACAGCCUACCCCUGUAGAAGCCCCUCAGCCCUCCCCCACGACCUCCACAUCCACAUCAGUGUCCACAGAGCCCUCCCUCACCCCCAGCCCCCCCCAGCAUUCAGCAGAGGACCUAGUGUCCACUGUGGAUAAGCCAGCCAGCACUGAGGAACAUGCCAGCAAGCCCCCAGCUCAGCACGGUGUCCCCCUCCACACAGACAUGCCCCCAGAGAGCCGGAGGACUCUCACUCCCACAUGCAUCCCCGACACACUGCCCAGGUUUGGGGCUCAGGGUGUGGACGUGAGCCAGCUCCCCUGUGGGCGCUCAGAGGAGCCUGCUUCAGGGGUGAUCCAGCACAGCUCCGAUGUGAGCCCUGUCCCCAGUCUGCUGCUCCGGGUGAAGGAAGAGGACGAGGGCCACAGCGACUCCACAGAGACCGCGUCUGAUGGAGAGACGGAGGGGCAUCAGCCGGAGCGGGGCUGGCACAUGGGCCACAGUCCUCGUCACAACCACAAAGCUGUGAUCCACACCCGCUGUGGGCCCACGGUCAUCCAGCACUGCUUCAUGAACGGCUUGUCUCACACGCAGGACUCUGGGGACGAGGUGAAGCAGGAGCCUGUGGACACGAGUCCUGCCUCGGACAAUGUGAAACAGAGGCGGGCCAUGAGCUCCAGGCUGGUGUCCAGUGUGGAGGCCAACAACCCCCUUGUGACUCAGCUGCUUCAGGGCAGUCUGCCUCUGGAGAAGGUGCUGCCCUCUCAUGGGGCCACCAGGCUGGAGAUCAGAGCCCCUGCUCAAGCUGUGUCCCCCUGUGCGGACAUCCCAGGCCCGGGGGCUCAGCUGUUGCAGCAGCAGGUGCCUGUCAUCACAUCUGGCCCCUCCAGGUGCAAAGUUGAGCUCUCAGACUUCAGUGUCAAAGACCAUGUUUGUAUUCAGCCCUCACAGGGGGCCACACUGGACCGGUCACUGCAGGCCACUAGAACCAUGGUAAAUGACCCGUCCCCCCCACACGCGGACCCCUGUCCCACUGAGACUGUGCACCACAUGAAGCCUGGCUCUUGGGCGCCUAUGACGCCUCAGAGCCCUGCUGUGAAGAGCGAGGGGGGCUUCCGGCCCUCUUGUCAAGAUGGGGCAAGCCCUUCUCCUCUCCUCCCUGUUAGUUUUACCAAAAAAGAGAUUCUGAACUCUGUGGAUGGAUAUUUGAGUGGGGGGGCCAUGGAGGGGCUGCUCAACAUGGAGCUGGCUUUGGCGCGGAUGGCAAAGAAGGAUCAGAACAAAGGCUGUGGCUCCUCAGGGCCCCUGCCCUUCCACCUGUAUGGGAAGUUGCCCAAGCAGGGCCCAGGCCUGAGCUACACAGCUAACGUCUCGGUCAUGGAGGGAGGUCUGUCCCGCAGUGUGGCCGAGGGGGUCCUCCUGCACCCCUUGCAGGCCUUCAGUGACAGCUCCGAGGAGGUGGCCCUCAAGUGUUCCUGCCGCCUCAAAGCCAUGAUCAUGUGUCAAGGCUGUGGAGCCUUCUGCCAUGAUGACUGCAUCGGCCCCUCCAAACUGUGUGUGUCCUGCCUGGUGGUCAGAUAG